Molecule: messenger RNA, 750 nt
Organism: Penicillium bovifimosum
Lineage: Eukaryota; Fungi; Ascomycota; Eurotiomycetes; Eurotiales; Aspergillaceae
Product: phosphatidylglycerophosphatase
Exons: 1
Coding region: 1-750 (249 amino acids)
Molecular function (GO): phosphatidylglycerophosphatase activity
Source: RefSeq, a predicted model, not a curated record
AUGGCCGGCUCCCCAAAUUCAAACCUGCGCGGCUUCAACCACGCCGUGCAAACCCUCCUCAAACAACCAACCCAAUUCCUUCCACACCUCACCAUCCCAACCUUCACGCACCUCCCCGAGAACCUAGGACCACACCUAGUGAAUUCUCGAAAACCAUCCCCAACAAUGCCGGAGAAAGUAGCCCGCACACCCACUAUUCGCGCUCUGGUGCUGGAUAAAGACAACACGCUCUGCGCCGCGAAAACAACCGUCUUCCCUCCACAGAUCCUUUCCAAGCUCUCCUCGCUGCGCACCUCACCAACCUCUCUAUUCAACCAAACUACAAACCCAAACUCAAUUUUGAUUGUCUCCAACCGCGCCGGCAGCCACGCGAGCUUUGACGGCGAGGUAGACGAGCUGGAAGCGCAGUUGGCGCAUCUACGCAUUCCUGUUUUCCGGCUGCCGGCCGGCACGGAGAAGAAACCUUUUUGUGGGGAUGAGGUUGUGCAGUGGUUCCGGGAGCGUGGGGUUGUUGGGUCUUCGAAUGAGAUUGCCGUUGUGGGGGAUCGGCUGGGGACUGAUGUGCUUAUGGCGGGCAUGAUGGGGUCUUGGAGUGUUUGGUGUAAGGAAGGGGUGUUUGAUGUUGGGGAGGCGGGGAAGCCGGAGCGCAAUAUUUUGGAAAAGAUGGAGGUUUGGAUUGAGAAGUUCCUUAGGACGAGAGGGUAUGAGGCACCGUUACCGAAGGGGUGGGAGAAGGAGAAGCAGGUAUGA